Symbiodinium sp. CCMP2456 is the source of this 1179-nucleotide messenger RNA. The record is from the annotation of a GenBank genome assembly. NCBI's taxonomy places the organism in Eukaryota, Dinophyceae, Suessiales, Symbiodiniaceae.
AUGCCUGCCGCUGAGACAUGCCGAGGAUCAGAAACGGCAGCGCGACACACCUAUGACGUCGGGUACUCCAAGUGGGACAAGUUCGAUGCGGAUGCUGCGCUGGCCGAAUUGGACCGUCCCACACCCAAGACUGACGUAGCCGAGCUUCCACGAAUGCCACCCAUUGAUCGCAGUCUGGAGCCCAUGGAGAUGCUGGAUGCAGCAAUUGCGAGGCUCCAGGAGCCUAAAGCGGAUCGACAGAUAGAUGCCGAGGAAGCGGCCAGUAUCCCCAGACCAGUCGUUCCAGAAGAGACUGGUGCUGAUCCAAGCAGUGAGUGCCAGGAAGUAAAGCCCAUCGCAGUUGACGUGGCAUCAACUACAGCCCACAAACUGACCGCUGAAUAUGAGAAGUGGCAGGAUUUCGAUGAGGAUCUGGCAGAGCUGGACGACGAUGCAGGUACAGACUUUUAUAUGGACUCGUCUGGUCUCGACUUAAAUGCACUAACCGGGCCGGAGGAAGAAGUCAGCCAGAUUCGGGCCCAUUGGCGCAGGGAGGCCAGAAAGAUGGCUAAAUCCAGCAAGUCUUCGGGACGAGAGUCACGUCAACUCCAGCCUAGUGCUCCGUUGGGAACGGACGUGCAGCCAGGUCCGGUACAGGAGCGACCUUCUGUUUGUCAAUCAUCUUCCAAUGCCAUGAAACAGAGCUACGACAAGUGGAAAAGCUUUGAUGCAGACGACGCAAUUCUGCAGCUCGACAACGAAGACACGACGGAGGAAGGAAAGGCGAUGCGGCUGAAUGCCGACCCGGGCUCAGCCUUUCUGACCACGGAAGGUUACACCAAGGAUCGUGAAGAAUAUGACUUGGAUGAAGACAUCCAGCGUAAUAUGGGGAAUUUGAAGCAGAUCCUUGCACAGAACUUCAAAGAUGCAUCGGCUUUGAAAGCGGAGGGAAACGAAAUGCUUCGAGCGGGCCAGGCCGGAGAAGCCUCUGCCAAGUAUGCACAAGGCAUUUCUACGCUACAGCUUGCAAGCCACGCUUCCGUGCUGAUGACGACCUCACUAGCGGAGAAGCAGUCCCGGCUGCUAGCGGAUCUUCGCCGCAAUUUGGCAGCUGCUCAGAUUGCAGUCGGCGAUUUUGCCGCUGCUCUGGACAGUGUGGAUGAGGUUUUGCGAGCAUCCUGCUGGCAAGCAGCCGGUUGA